Molecule: messenger RNA, 1190 nt
Organism: Carya illinoinensis
Lineage: Eukaryota; Viridiplantae; Streptophyta; Magnoliopsida; Fagales; Juglandaceae
Exons: 4
Coding region: 50-985 (311 amino acids)
Molecular function (GO): polysaccharide binding
Source: RefSeq, a predicted model, not a curated record
UCUCUCAUAAAUUCAUAAUCCCCUUUUCUGGCUCUCUCUCUCUCUCUCAAUGACGAGAUCAGGUGUGUCGCUCCUCCCUGCAGGACUCACCGCCGUUAUUGUUCUAGUACUGCUAGUCCAUCAAACUUUCGGCGUUAAGGACGGUGAUCACUGUGCUACUUCCUGCGGCAAUAUCCACAACAUAAGUUAUCCGUUUCGAUUGAGAGGCCAACCAGCAAACUGCGGCAACCGAAGGUUUAAUCUGUCAUGUGAGGACAAUCAAGCUGUGCUAUACUUAUUUGGCGGAAAAUAUUCCGUACAGGAAAUCGAUUACAGUAACCAAACAAUACGAGUUGUGGAAUCGGGUAUUCAGAAGGAUAAUUACUCCUCUAUCCCUCGUUAUUUUCUUAAUCCCUACAAUUUCUAUGCACCCGAUGCUCCUCCAUAUUAUCUGUUCUCUUAUCUGAACCCGAGUGCGGUGGCUUUUUUGAAGUGUGAAAAACCAAUAUUGAAUCCUGGGAUCUAUCUGAACAAAUCUACCUGCUUUGAGAGUGGAGUGUAUUCCGCGUCCAACUCUACUAAUAAUUUGACCCAAUCCAAGCUGGGGUUUGAUUAUGUUACAUAUGGGUGGACGAAAGCAAGCGAUGUUGUGGAUGAAUCGUGCCAAGUAGAGCAGAUUGUUUGGACAUCGGAGCAAGGCCAAUUACCAGAUGAUGAUGAAAGAAACUUCUCCUGUACAGACUACCACAACAAAUUGGCCUAUGGUUUUCAGCUUACAUGGUUCCCUAUGGAUUGUAUUAAUAGGUGUGGCGAUUGGGUUUAUUGCAGCGUUGACCCGAAUGGCACAGUAGUCUAUAGCGACGACGGAUCAUGUAUUGGACUCCCUAAAGAAAUAUUUUGGUUAUACAAAGGUACCACGGCAUUAACAGGAUUCCGCGGCAUACUACGUACUUUAAACAAGGCUAUUCAAGAAAAGUUUUUCCAUCAGAGCGGUAAGAAUCCAUAACUCACUUUUAUUAAUUUUCCUUAUAAUUAUUUUUUGUCUUCAGUUGAUUAUUCUCUUUUUCAUUUUUUAAGGUACAUGUAAGUGAAUCAUAUAUAUACUGACACAUGCCCCUAACUAAUUAAAAACAGUUACAAAAAUAAACUCAUGAACCCCUUGCCGUAUCUUUUUUUUUUUUUUUUUUUUUUUUUAUGAGAACGGCACCUCC